AUGGGUUUUCAAAUAUUUGUUAAAGGCCUCGAAGGAAAGACCACUACGUAUAAUGAUAUCACGCCAGAAACUAAGGUUAUAGUUAUUAAGAAAAUGGUGGAAGAUAAGACAGGUGUGGAAGCUAAACUCCAACGUCUCAUUUUUGCUGGGAACCAACUCGAAGAUCAAAAAACAGCGGAGGACUAUCAAAUAACGAAAGCUUCUACACUUCAUUUGGUCGUUAG
Molecule: messenger RNA, 224 nt
Organism: Diversispora eburnea
Lineage: Eukaryota; Fungi; Glomeromycota; Glomeromycetes; Diversisporales; Diversisporaceae
Source: the annotation of a GenBank genome assembly